Molecule: messenger RNA, 950 nt
Organism: Solea solea (common sole)
Lineage: Eukaryota; Metazoa; Chordata; Actinopteri; Pleuronectiformes; Soleidae
Product: ubiquitin-conjugating enzyme E2 D4-like
Exons: 7
Coding region: 151-594 (147 amino acids)
Biological process (GO): ubiquitin-dependent protein catabolic process; protein polyubiquitination
Cellular component (GO): nucleus
Molecular function (GO): ubiquitin conjugating enzyme activity
Source: RefSeq, a predicted model, not a curated record
CCAUUCUUCAUCGUCAAACAAGAAUGCGGUAACAAAAGAAACUGUUUGUCAAAACAAAUAACAGCGAGUUGGCGUAAAUUGAGCGUAGUAGUAGCUGUCAGCUGUCAAGUCAACACCUCAGCUUCUCGUCCCACAUCUAAACGACCUGCCAUGGCUCUGAAGAGAAUACAGAAGGAGCUGAAGGAUUUGCAGAAAGAUCCUCCAUCUUCGUGCUCAGCCGGACCUGUAGGAGAAGACAUGUUCCACUGGCAAGCAACCAUCUUAGGACCGACUGACAGUCCAUAUAACGGAGGAGUAUUCUUCCUUGCUGUCCAUUUCCCCACUGACUAUCCUUUUAAACCACCUAAGGUUUCUUUUACAACAAAAAUCUAUCAUCCAAACAUAAACAGCAAUGGUAGCAUCUGCCUUGACAUCCUGAGGUCACAGUGGUCCCCUGCCCUGACUGUGUCAAAAGUUUUAUUAUCAAUUUGCUCUCUGCUAUGUGACCCAAAUCCAGAUGAUCCGCUAGUCCCAGACAUUGCACAUACCUACAAAUCUGACAGGCAAAAGUACAACAGACAAGCCAAAGACUGGACUCAGAGGUAUGCAAUGUGAAGGGUGUAGUUUCAACAACUCCUCCUCCUCCUCGAGCACCUCAGAAUAUGACAGUACUGUUCCAACAGUUUAUUCACACUGGUUUUAGCUAAGUUCAGUCUAUUUUCAUACGCUUGAAGCACAUUCUCCAUUCCAAUUUUAUUUGACUUAACUGUUUUUACUGUUCAUUUUUUUUCCCCCCCUUAAAUUGGCAUUAUUGUUUGCAUGGGCAGUGGUGAGAUGCUUUGAUUGUAUUUUUCUUUUAAGAUAUUUACUAUAUAUUGUACAAAACUGUUCUAAAUUUAUUUUGCAUUAAAGCAUUAAUCAAAUUAUGAUUCAAAUUUUUUUCCUUGCAAUAAACAAACAGUCUGACAUUA